AUGGCUGCGCUUACCCCCGUUCAGAUCGAGCUCGCAAAUUCCCUCACCCAGGAUGAGCUACCCACCAAGCUUCGAUGCGCGAUCUGCAGCAAACUCGCCGUCAAUGCAUUCCGCCUGCCGUGCUGUGAGACGGCCAUAUGUGAGAGCUGCCAGUCAACUCUUCCCUCGUCGUGUCCCGUAUGCGAGCACUCGCCUGUCUCUGGCGCCGACUGCACCAUCUACAAGUCACUCCGAACUACGAUCAGAGUAUUUCUGAAAACCGAAGAGAAGAAGCGAGAGGCCGUCCGCCCCAAGACCAAUGGAUCUGCUCCUCCUACACCCAUCGAACCAACAUCAACUCUGACUGUGGCGCAAAACCCUACCGAGCCACCAUCUGCAUCAGAAGCCAUCAACCAGGUCAAGGACGAUGUGGCCGAAGCACCUCAGAACGCUGUAGAUGAGCAGUCCGCGGCAGUAGCUUCGCCCCAACAGGAUGCCUCUGUUGCGGCUCAGCAAGUCUCGAAUGCUGAUGAUGUCGUGGUGAAUCCAUCUGGCGAGCAAGAUGCCAAUAAGGAGCAGACGCUUGCGCCCAGCGGACAGGACACAUCAGAAAAUGCCGACAUGGAAAAUGCUGACGAAUCUGUCGAGACUGUUGAAGGCAAAGAAGGAGAACUGGGUGUGAGCUUUGGUCAGGAUUCCAUGAAUGGCGCAUUCAAUGGCAUGAACAUUGCCGGCGGAGAUAUGAAUCAGAUGCAAAUGAUGAUGGCCAUGCAAAACGGAAUGAAUCCAGCAGCUUUUGGCUCCUUUCCUGUAAUUGGAAUGGGCAUGGGGAUGGACCCGAUGACAAUGCAGAACAUGUACAUGAAUGGAGGCUUUGGAGCGCAAGGCAUGGGCAUGAGCGGCAUGAACAUGAACAUGGGCAUGAAUGGCUUCAAUGGAGACUGGAACGGACAACAAUCGUGGAAUGUCGGCCAAGAUAAUUACAAUCCAAAUGCUGCUGGCAUGGGAAAUGGUGACUUUGGCAACUUUAACUCAGGCUUCCGUACAGGCUACAAUUCAGGUAAUUAUGGCCACCAGAACCAGUUCAAUGACUACGGCCGAGGUGGCUACGGAUUCCGAGGAAGAGGCCGAGCACGUGGCUUCUACAGGGGGUAUAGUCGUGGCUAUCAUCAAGGAUAUAAUCCUCGCAACAUGGGCAAUCAGAUGUGGACUGAGCAGAUGGCUCAACAAGACUUCGCCGAUUCAGCCGAGCAGACAGGUGAAGAGCAGAAAGCCAUCAACACCAACACCGACGAGUUUGGUAGGACUGUCCGUUCAGACGCAGGCCAAAUAGGCCAAACGGACGACCAGAACGGACAUAAUAACGCGGGUGAAAAUGGCGAGGAGAACCCAGCUUCUCAUGAAAGCACGGGACAAGUACCCCCAGGCAAUGCCCCACACUCCGCAGUGGCCCAUGAUGAUGCUACCAUGUACAAUGGCAAUGUUUCUUCUUCCGGUCAAUUUACGAACUCUGGCGGUGGUUCGAUAGAUGGCAACGGCGCCGUGCCCGCCGUCGUGGAUGUACCCCUGAAUGCACCGACUGGACCAAAGGCUAUGCGUCAAGGGUUACCUAACACUAGCGCUCUUCAUCUUCGUGCACGCGGCUUCAUUGGUGAUGGACGAAGCCCAAUGUCAGGUACUAAUGUUUCCAUUGUGGAGAGCUCUGUCGAGGAACGACCUGUGUCUAGGAGCAGGAGUGGCUCCAGGCAUUCGCGCAAAGAUGCCGAUCGCCGCCAUGGUGACCACGGCCGAGACCGUGAUCAUGAAGAAGGGAGAACCAGAAAGGAUUACGACAAGGACGGGGACCGAGAAUACCAGUCCAAGACACAUUCUAGAAGCCGUAGUCGCAGCAGCCGAAGCCGAGAUCGUAAGGAGUCUCGCCGGCACCGACGGCAUCGCUCAGAAUCCGUCACGGAUGAUCGCGAGGAUGAGUAUCGACGUCGCAAGCAUAAGAGUAGGAGAUCUACGCGGGAGGAUGACGAUUACAAGAGAAGGACUAAGGAUGACAGGUAUGAUGAUAGGUCAAGAUCUGCCUCGCCUGAUGACCGUGAUCGCGACCGAGAGCAUAAGCGGUCUAGCCACCGUAGUCAUAGGGAUCGCGACAGAGAUCGUGAGAAGGAUAAGGAGAGAGACAGCGACAAGGAUCGACAUAGAAAGUCAGCCCACCGGUCUCACCGUGAUCAUGACCGCGAAAAGGAUAAAGAUCGAGAGAAGGAUCGUGACCGUGACCGCCGCGAGCGAGAUAGAGACCGCGAGCAUCGACAUAGGAGUCGCAAAACCUCCACCGAACCGCCUACACCGGUGGAGUCUUCUGACAAAGACUUCAAGCCUCCAACUGGCCCUCGAGGUAGCAUCUCGAUCAAAGGGGCUAGUUCGAAGGGAAGCGGGUUCGAGAUCAAAGGGGCAAGCGGCAAGCCAUCAUCAUCUAGCUCCCAGCGUCGCGAAACUGCCGACUCCUCCCGUCGGCCCUCGCAGUCCUCGAUUAGCAUCAACCUCAAAUCAGGGUCUGCUGGCAAGGACCCGCAUACUCUAGAGCGUGAAACACGAGAUCGCGAACGUCUACUCAAGGAGGCACAGCGCAUGGCCGGCCUCGCGGGCAUGGCGAGUAUGAAGCGCAGUCGAGACGCUGGCGACGACCGUGGAGGGCGCCGCAAGAGACGCAGCGAGGUGUCCUACGGCGAUGAGGAAGAGCGCAUGAGAAAACUCGAGGCCGAACGAGAAGGUGGUCGGUGGGAUUAA
This is a messenger RNA of Pseudomassariella vexata, 2757 nucleotides long. RefSeq lists its product as uncharacterized. Bases 1 to 2757 code for a protein of 918 amino acids. Gene Ontology annotation, molecular function: RNA binding. The record is from RefSeq and is a predicted model, not a curated record. Gene Ontology annotation, biological process: regulation of mRNA splicing, via spliceosome; regulation of cell cycle. The transcript is spliced from 5 exons. NCBI's taxonomy places the organism in Eukaryota, Fungi, Ascomycota, Sordariomycetes, Amphisphaeriales, Pseudomassariaceae.